CUUCUUGUUUUCCCACUCGAUCGAUCUCGAUUUUGCCUUCGACAAAAAAUUUCCAAUCCCCGUUUUGGAGGGCUCCAUACAACUUAUUGUUUGUCGGUCGUACCAUACAGUUGCCACAAUUUCACAAACAUGCUUGAAUGAGAAACAACGAGGCCAGAAGAGUGACGAUACCAAAACAGAAAAGAAGAGAACAGAACAGAGCAAACCGACGGCACUGAUACUAUAGUUUGCACAGGGCUCCUGCUGAAUAACAAAAAUAAAAACCAGCACGAUGAUUCCACGACCCACUACGUUCUCUACCGAGAGAAUCCGAAGGAUACAGCGGCCCUCGAUGACGAUUCURGCACGCAGUCGAAGACUAUUUGGUUCCGGAACGCAUCCGAAGGCGCAUGUUCAUUCCCUCUCGUCGUUCAAAGCAGCUCCUCUUGCUACCGGUGCUUCUUCUCGGACGCGUUUGCAACAGCAACAGCAUAGCCAAACCACGAACCGACGCUUCGGUUCCGUCGCUGCCGCUAGCAGCAACGCGUGGACGAGAUCCAGAAGCAGCAACGGAAGUCGCACCAACGGGAGCACAACCUAUUUCGGGGUAAUGGCAUCGGCAGCCGCCGCAACCUCGUUGCUCCUAGCACCGGGCUCCUUGGAUUGGAACUCUCCGUCUACAACGCUCUGUGAGGAGGCAGCUCCCGCAGGCGAAGGCAACAGCAUUCCCGAAGAAUCGGAACACGACCCCUAUGAUAAUCUUCCAGAAGAAGACGAACCGACUCAUUGUUCCAUCUGUUUGACGUAUCGACAGGUGCGUGCGUCGUGUUGCUCUCCGCGCUAACGAUCGUGGCAAGAGCGAUGUGAAGUAUUGAUUCAUUUAAUUGUUGGUUUUCCCGAACACAUCUUAUCCGAAGCGACUAACUCAAAAAAUUCACAACGUUUUGAUUCUAUUACCGUGCUUUUUGAACUUUUUCAUUCUGCCACUUCGUUCUCAAUAAAAUUCAUAGGGUCCUUGUCGACCGUACUGGCGAAAAGUGGAAGCCUGCACGAAGGACCACGAAAAGGAAAACAAAAACAAAGCGGAGGAAGGAAAAUCGCCGUCUGAUAAGAGCAAGGGUGACGACGACAGUAGCGACGAAGGUGAUCCUUCGUCUCCCAGUGAACGUUGUUUCAAGUACAUGAUGCCUUGGAUCGAUUGUGCCUCAAAGUAUCGCAACCUCUACACGCUGAUCGAAAUGGAUACGAAUUAUACGGAGGGAAUCCAGGAACUCGAGGCCACAUCGCGCCACUUUUGUUGGAUGACCGGAAAGGAACCCGCCAUCGAUUGGACCAAGUGGCAGGAAUACAUCAGCAGCAAGGAACAAGAGGACGAGGACCAAACCUCUGCAGAGACAACAAAGAACAGCAGCAAGGACCAAGGCACCGUUUCCGAUGCCGAUCCUUCUGUUGCAAUGUGGAAGACGCUAGACACUGCCCUUGGCGACCCAGAACUAGUUACCAUCGAAACUAAGGUUCCACCCACCAUUCAAUCGCCGGACGGCGAUUCUUCGGGACUCGGAAUUCUAGAAUGCGCCUAUGUCACGGAUCAAGACAACAACGUUAUUGGAUUUGCUUACGGGACGAAGCCCAGUGAGCUGAUGUCGGACAGCAAGGACACAAACAAAGGAACAGAAGAAAACACCACGGAAGACAACAAAACAACAGCAAGGAGCAACGAAAAAAGUGGGGAUGGUACAAGCGAGGACGGCGGAGAGAAGAUGGUGCCCCUGAACAUACGCCUCGUUGUGUCGCGAACCCGAGAAUUUGUCCUAUCGGCAUCAUACACCCAUCGCCGAAUUGCCGAGGGAACAGCAGCAGCGGCGAAGACCAACGGCAGUGACAGCAGCAAGAAGGAAGAUGCAAAGAAUUUUUAUCUCGAGUCACACCUGUACAGAUCAAAACCAUUCUCUCUGGCUGACGCGCCAAAGGCUCCACAACAGAAACCUACAGAGCAAUAAUGGUCAUUCAACAAUCAUGAUAGGCAAAGGGAGCAGGCAAUCCUCGCAUUUCCAGUCUACCAACCCAUUCAUUCGGUGUAACAAGUGAAUCAGACGAGGGCGAUUGCAACAGACUAGACCAUUGGUUCAAUAGGAGGGUUAUCUUUUCAAGAAUAAGAAUACAAGAAACCAUCAGGAUAGAAAAAAAUAACAUAACUGUACACCA
Molecule: messenger RNA, 2184 nt
Organism: Pseudo-nitzschia multistriata
Lineage: Eukaryota; Bacillariophyta; Bacillariophyceae; Bacillariales; Bacillariaceae
Source: the annotation of a GenBank genome assembly